AUGGCAAUCUCUCUGGAUACUCCUUCUAAGUCCCGACAAGCCCAAAGUCCUUACCAGACACCCCUAAGCCUCAAGUUCCAUGCCCCUCCUAUCGUGGAGCAGGCAAAUUCUCCGGGUACCACAGAAAGAGGCUCAGUCAAACGCAAGGCUACGAGCACCCUGAUUACGGAUUCAUCCAGCAGUACACCUCUUGUCGACCACGAAAGAGCUGUGCGUAGAAGCAAGUAUUCAAUGGGGCCCAAGAGGAAAACUUUCGAAGACUCAGACGACGACUUUGACGAUGAUGAUCGAGAUGCUCAAGUUGCUCGCUGUCUGCAGAAUGAAGAAUUCAAACAAUCGUCAAUUGUUCCCCCAUCGUUGUCACUACGCCGAAGCAGCCGCCUGGCCACUAAUAUUCCCACCCAAGCAGCUACUGCAAACACUCUGCCAUCAGAUUCUCUCACCGCCGCCAAGAAGCCACGUCUUGGUGCAGCAGAAUCCGAUGUUGAAUCUCUUUAUACUGACAGUGAUCCUGGGGAGCAAUUGGACCUUACCGACGAUGAUGAUGCCAUGGAGAUCUUCCCGCAAGUAUAUGUCGAUGAUCAAGGCCUUAUUCGUGUUGGACCACAACCAAAGGAGGCCCAGGCAGAUAUCCAAUCGGCUCCACGGGAAUACGCAGUAAACCUUCUCGAACGAAGAAUAAAGGAGGUACAUCAAGCUACCGAUACACAUCUUCCUGGUAGUGAUCCCAGCAAACUACAACAGACAGCCUCCCAACUGCGCAACGAAUUACUCUCAUCACUUAUAGAGUUCGACAAGGGGUGGGUUAAGUAUCUUUGCGACUACACUGGUGUCCUACUUCUAUGGACCUCUGGACCUCUAUCCCUGUCCGUAGAGUCUAUAUACCCAGUGGUAAUAUUCGAGAGAAGUCCUGUAUACUAUGUGUCCCUGGAUGUAUGUCUCACUAUGUCUUAUGUGCGUGUCGUUGUGUGA
Fusarium sp. VM40 is the source of this 972-nucleotide messenger RNA. The record is from the annotation of a GenBank genome assembly. NCBI's taxonomy places the organism in Eukaryota, Fungi, Ascomycota, Sordariomycetes, Hypocreales, Nectriaceae.